UUUAUGCGUAUUUAUUAAAUAUUUAUUAAUUUAUUAUAUUUUUACGUAAUAACAUUUCUGUUUUGCAUUUUCUUUGCAUUUUUCUCGAUUUGUGUGUUAAAAAAAAAAUUAAAAAUGAGAGGUGUUCUAAUCUGCGUGCCUUUGUACACUGUCGCGGUGCUGUUACUCGGGGCCUCAAUAACAGCUGGUAUUUUUGUAUUUCAUGUAGCCGUGGUACCGCUGAUAUUCAAAUACUCAAAGACAUUUAGACGGCACCUUGUUUUUGCUAACUUUGUCCAAUGGCCAAUAAACGUGGACUUCGACGACUUAAAAGCGAGCGGUGUCGACGGUGGAAGGAAUUUCAACAUCGAAUACAAAUCAAAAGUCGACAAUUGUGAUAUAAAGAUAGGAGUUUGGCAUAUAUUACCAAAAAGUGCCUACGAGAAGCUGAAAGGUAGCUUCGAAGGAAAUGCUGAUAAAGAAGAACUGAACAGGCUGAUGGAUUCGGAAUUGUCUGACUCCAAGUAUCCUGUCAUGCUCUACUGUCACGGUAACUCGAAUUCCCGCGCCACGUCACACAGAGUUCAAAUAUACAAGUUCUUUCAACAAAUGGACUAUCAUACGAUCGCUUUCGACUAUAGAGGUUACGGUGACUCCACAAACGUGACUCCAAGCGAAGACGGUGUAGUGGAGGAUGCUCUGAUCGUUUACGACUGGCUACAGACGACAGUCGAGAAAGCUCCGACAAAACCGCCAAUUUAUAUUUGGGGACAUUCGCUUGGUACAGGCAUUUCUUCACAUCUCCUCGGGAACCUGGACAAGUUAUCGAAGAACAUUCUAGAACGUCCGAAACCUCUGCCGCUACCGAAUGGACUGAUAUUAGAAGCGCCAUUUAAUAAUUUAGCGGACGAAAUACAUUAUCAUCCAUUGGCUAAGCUGGUGUCGUGGCUGCCGUACUUCGAGUCGACGUUCGUGUCGCCGUUCACGGCGUGUCGCGUGCACGCCUUCCGCUCCGACGAGCACCUCGCGCGCGCGCCGCGCCUGCCCGCGCUGCUGCUGCACGCGCGCGACGACCGCAUCGUGCCGCACUGCGUCGGACACAAGCUCUACCGCUCCGUGCUGGAGUCCCGCGCCGCCGGCGGAGCGACCAUCAAGUUACAUUCCUACGACGAAAAGGAGAAUCUGGGACACAAAUGGAUCUGCCUCGCUAAAGAUCUCUCUGAAGUCGUCGGAGAAUUCGUAUCGAAUCAUCGAUGAGAAUUUAGUAAAUUUAGUCAAAACUCACGCUUCAGCGAUCUCACGGGAGGGGAAAGUGCUUUUGCAUAUUGUUUACAUUGAUUGGAAUAAAAUAUUUCAUAGCAAA
This is a messenger RNA of Vanessa atalanta (red admiral), 1342 nucleotides long. RefSeq names its product lysophosphatidylserine lipase ABHD12-like. The coding region runs from base 115 to 1236 and encodes 373 amino acids. Gene Ontology annotation, biological process: phosphatidylserine catabolic process; monoacylglycerol catabolic process. Gene Ontology annotation, cellular component: endoplasmic reticulum membrane. NCBI's taxonomy places the organism in Eukaryota, Metazoa, Arthropoda, Insecta, Lepidoptera, Nymphalidae. The transcript has 10 exons. The record is from RefSeq and is a predicted model, not a curated record. Gene Ontology annotation, molecular function: phosphatidylcholine lysophospholipase A1 activity; monoacylglycerol lipase activity.